GCUCUCCUCACACAAAUGAACCCGGCUUUCGACUUUCUCCGUCACUUCCUCCGCCCUGUGAUGCUCCUGCUCCUCCUCUCAUGGUCAGGAGUAGCCCUAUCCCCGGUGACAUGCCCCAACUGCGGCAGCACUCCAGUGCCUCUCCCACUCAGCACCGCCGCCAACUGCGGCGAUCAACUCUACAAGAUUCGUUGUAAGAAUAGCGAGCUCUUUUUCGAUACGCUCAAUAACACCUACAGGAUCUCCUCCAUCACACCAAAAUCCCAACGGCUAACGAUCGAGCCCGCACCUUUCUUGCCCAACAGCACCAACACCUCGUCACCGGGAACCACCUGCGUGACGGAGGAUAUCUCAACCGUCGGAAUCCAACUCAAUUCCUCCCUCCCCUUCAAUAUUACUAGCAGCAACACCGUUUUGUUGCUCAAUUGUACGGACCGCCUGUUCCACUCCCCGCUGGAUUGCUCCAACAGCAGCGGUCUCUGCCACACUUACAUCGAUGCAAGCCGUGACUCUGGCAGCCCUGCCGGCGCGUGUGCAGGCGCCCCUAUCUGCUGUAACUUUAGAACCGGCGGGUCAACAACAGCGUACAGGAUCCGGAUUAGGGAAGCGGGUUGUAGUGCGUACCGGGUUUUUGUGAACUUGAAUGAGUCUUUGCCUGUCCGGCAGUGGCCCAACCCCGCCCUGGAAUUGGAAUGGAAGUUGCUGGCGGAUCAAGGCCGGUGAAUCUCCCAGUUGAGAUCACUAUUUUCUGGGGCGCGAGGGUCCGUAGGAUUAUUAGACAAAGAUCUGUCGGACCCAACUCCUAAUUAAAAUGGAUCUUAUAAGUGAAAUUAAGAAAUAUUUAAAUAAAAACCAUAUUGUAAUUCAGUUAAGGAGUACUCUAAUAUAUUUGGCCGGGAAAAGUAAUUUAAAUACUCCAAACUUUGAAUGAUCUAAGCAUCUCAAACUUUCAUAUGUAAUAUUUAUAUCCAGAAAUUUAUAUGAAAAGUAAUAUUAGUACCA
Molecule: messenger RNA, 1002 nt
Organism: Cuscuta europaea
Lineage: Eukaryota; Viridiplantae; Streptophyta; Magnoliopsida; Solanales; Convolvulaceae
Source: the annotation of a GenBank genome assembly